This is a messenger RNA of Gordionus sp. m RMFG-2023, 2531 nucleotides long. RefSeq names its product signal recognition particle receptor subunit alpha homolog. Gene Ontology annotation, biological process: SRP-dependent cotranslational protein targeting to membrane; intracellular protein transport. Gene Ontology annotation, cellular component: signal recognition particle receptor complex; endoplasmic reticulum membrane. The record is from RefSeq and is a predicted model, not a curated record. The transcript is spliced from 14 exons. Gene Ontology annotation, molecular function: signal recognition particle binding; ATP hydrolysis activity; GTPase activity. The coding region runs from base 38 to 2158 and encodes 706 amino acids. Lineage: Eukaryota; Metazoa; Nematomorpha; Gordioida; Chordodea; Parachordodidae.
UUUUACUUUAGGCAAGGUACAUUCCUUAAAUUACGAUAUGUUGGAUUUUUUGACGAUAUUCAGCAAGAGUGGAAUUGUUCUCUGGUGUUUCCAAUCUACUGCUGGUUUAUUUAACCCAGCUGUCAAUGCUUUAAUAAAAACGAUCAUUAUACCAAAUAAAAUUACAAACAAACCAUUUGAAUAUGAUAACCUCAAAUUGCAGUAUUUUUUAGAUAAUGAAUUUGAACUUAUAUAUGUGGUGGCAUAUCAAAAGAUUCUUAUACUCAAUUAUCUGGAUAAAUUUUUAGAUGAAUUAAGUUUAAAGUUCCGUGAUAAAUAUAAAAAUGAAUUGAAAGUGGGUCUUAUAUUAAAUGAUUAUGAGUUUAACUCUGAGUUUGAAAUUAUUUUAAAAGUAGUUGAAAAUGAAUAUGGUAUUGAUGGCUCAAAUCAAAAUGUGAUAUCAGGUAGUAAACAAAUGAGAACAUUCCAAGAAUCAGAGAAGUCAAAAAAAACAGUUGAAAGUUUAGUUGAGAAUAAGCAGACAAAAGCAGCUAAAGUUGAAAGAGAGAAAAAAUCUAAUUUAGGAAUUAAAUCUAAAUCAGAGAAUCAGCAAACUGGAUUGGAGUUAAAAGUUAAAACUAAUCAUAGUAUUUGCAAUGGGAUAUCUAAAGCUGAAAAAUAUGACCAAGGCAAAAAGAUAUAUAUCAAUGAAGUUCCUCUAAUUGAAUCAGAAAAUGAUGGGAAUCAUAGUUUAUUUGUUAACCAUAUAAAAAUAUCAAAAAAUAAAGAGUUACUUACAAACAAAAUGACAAAUGAUCCAAUUAAGAAGAAAGGGACUAUUAUUUCUAACAAUAAAGUGAAAAAGAAAGAAGCUAGAAAAUGGGAAAAUGAAGGGACAGAUAAAGACUUACAAUCCCUGGAUUUCAGUUCACCUACUAAUACAUCUAAUGGGUAUAAAUUACCCACUGAUGCUAAAGAUCCCAAUGUCCUAAUGUCAAAUCCAUUUAGUUACGAAAAGUUUGGUGGGAAGGAGGUAAUUGGAUUAAUGAAAGGGGUUUUGAAGGAUGUUAAUAUAUCUUCUCAAAUGGAUUACGAAUCUGAUUAUGAAUUGGAACCUGUCCAAGAGUUGAAUAAUAUCAAUGCCACUAAAAAGAGGGAGAAAAUUGUUCAAGGUGGGAAGUUGACUAAACAAUCGGGUGGUGGUCUAUUUUCAGCCUUCAAGACGUUGAUAGGUUCUUCCAAUAAAAUUAUAGAUAUUUCGGACAUGGAGCCACUGAUGGAAAAAUUGAAACAACAUCUUAUCGCAAAGAACGUUGCUUCUGAGGUUGCAAAUCAACUCUGUGAUUCGGUGGCCCAAAAUUUGAAAGGAAAGUCUUUAGGCACCUUCUCCACACUCAAAUCAACGGUAAAUUUGGCGCUAGAAGAUUCGCUGGUCAAAAUUCUUUCUCCUAACAAACGGAUUGACGUGCUUAGGGACAUUUUGGAGAAUAGGAAAAACAAACUCAAGCCUUAUGUUGUGACAUUUUGUGGCGUGAAUGGCGUAGGAAAAUCCACUAACUUGGCUAAAAUAGCCUUUUGGCUCAUAGAAAACGAUAUGCGGGUUCUUAUAGCAGCAUGCGACACCUUUCGAUCCGGGGCAGUGGAACAGCUCAGAACUCACGCUAGGCAUCUCAACUCGCUUUACCCACCGUCUGUCAAAGAUGAUAAUACAUCUUUCAAGGUACAAUUAUUCGAGAAAGGUUAUGGUAAGGACGCCGCAGGACUGGCUAAUGAAGCAAUUAGUUAUGCUAAAGAAAAUGGAUUUGACGUCGUUUUGGUGGACACGGCCGGCAGAAUGCAGGAUAACGAACCCUUGAUGUGUGCAUUGGCCAAAUUGAUAAAAGUGAAUCGUCCCGAUCUGAUUCUAUUUGUUGGCGAGGCAUUGGUCGGUAACGAAGCUAUAGAUCAAUUAGUUAAGUUUAACAGAUCACUAGCAAAUUUUUCGGACGAUACAGAACCCAGGCUCAUAGAUGGAAUUCUCCUCACCAAAUUUGACACGAUAGAUGAUAAGGUUGGCGCUGCUAUUUCGAUGACUUAUAUAUCUGGGCAGCCAAUCUUAUUUGUGGGUACUGGACAAACUUACACUGACUUGAAAAACCUGGACACAAAAUCAGUUAUCCAUUCCUUGAUGAAAAAUUAAACGCAAAUCUUAAUAUAUUAACAAAUUCUAUUUUAAUAUAUAAAAUCUUUUUAUCUAAUUUAAUUUUUUUUAAUCUAUAAUUUUCUAUAUAAUAAUGAUGAUAACCCUAAUGGAUGACCUUUAUAAGAUUGUAAUUUAUAAAAAAAAUCACUACUGUACAAAUACGGAAUCGAGUAUUUUGCCUAAUAAAGAGAAGAAAUUGAAAACACUUAUAAACACCGGUCAUUUCUAAUUAGAAAAUAUUUUUAGCGAUAUAUUCUUUUAAUUUAUAAUUUAAACAAAUUUUACCCUUGACAUUUCAAUUAUAAAAAUUUAUAUUAAAAAAAAUAAAUAUAUUUUGAUACUACACUCGACACUUAUACUUAUCACGCCU